Messenger RNA from Acanthopagrus latus (yellowfin seabream), 2847 nucleotides. RefSeq names its product inositol hexakisphosphate kinase 2-like. Gene Ontology annotation, cellular component: nucleus; cytoplasm. Lineage: Eukaryota; Metazoa; Chordata; Actinopteri; Spariformes; Sparidae. The transcript is spliced from 6 exons. Bases 703 to 2196 code for a protein of 497 amino acids. The record is from RefSeq and is a predicted model, not a curated record. Gene Ontology annotation, biological process: inositol phosphate biosynthetic process; phosphatidylinositol phosphate biosynthetic process. Gene Ontology annotation, molecular function: inositol hexakisphosphate kinase activity.
UGGGCCAAUCAGAUUCAUCUGCCAAAUCCGGAAAAUGCACUCUUGAAUUCUUAGGAGGGGUCCACGUAAAGCCAGAGUGGAUCAAGAGAUUCCCCCCUCCCACCCCGUCUUUGUUUGGUCGCUCCUUUCCCUCGAAGGGUUACCACCCAACAACCUGCUUCUGGUGCUCCUGAUUGGUGGGCUGCUUGUGAUGGGGGCGGUCCGAGUGUCGGGCUUGUGAGAGCUUUACCAGUGGUGAGCCAGCUCUCAGCUGUCAGAGAGCACCCAGUCUGCAGUGGAGGCACAAGCAGAAUCUGUCUCUGUUUGCAAUAUCUACUGCUGCAGCACCUGUCCAAAUAUCCGCGUUUAAAGGACUUUCUAAGGCUCUUUGUUUCUACUCAGCCACAACAAUUGCCAGACAAGGACUUAAAAGGAAUUAAAUUUCCGCUAAAUCUUGGCUUUUGCUCUAUUUCCUCCUUCCUGUCCUUUGUUUUCAACCAGCAGAAUCCCUCACAGCAAAAGCAACGCAGAACAUCAUCUCAACAUCCGCUUCUGAAGACAUCGUGGGAAUACUUAAUGCGAAAUACCACAAAUAGUCCUCUGUGGAUCUGCAGUGUGCGAAUCAGUGUGUGCGCAUCCUUGCCAGAUCAGGCCCCCACCACAUUGUGUGUGCGUGUGUGAGGAGGCUAAUGCCCACGGCAGUGUGGUCAGGGCCAGAGGAGGAUGGGUCCGGCUGUGGAGGGUCAGGCGCAGAAGGCCAUGGAUGCAGAGCAAAAGCAAAAGCACCAGCUGCAGCACCAGCAGUGCUACAUGGAGAAAGGGGUGAUGCUUGAGCCCUUCGUACACCAGGUGGGGGGACAUUGCUGCGUCCUGCGUUUCGGGGAGCAGACCGUCUGCAAGCCCCUCAUACCCCGAGAACAUCAGUUCUACAAGAGUCUUCCUGCUGCAAUGAGGAAGUUCACCCCCCAGUACAGAGGUGUGGUGUCAGUGAGCUUCGAAGAGGAUGAGGAAGGGAACCUUUGCCUCAUCGCUUACCCCCUCCAGAGUGACCCAGCAGCAGAUCUGGAGAACAAGGACCCCUUGGUCGACUGCGAGCCCAAAAGCGAGAUGCUGAAGUGGGGGAAGACGAUGUCAUCCUCACUGCUUGUGGACAGCAAGAAUUACAGCAAAGAUGGACGAAGCCGCUACACCACUAAAGACAAAGAGAAGGGUCUUCACAAGCUGCAGGAGGACGUAGAGCUGGAGUGGCUGCGGCAGACCGAGGUGCUAUACUACAGACUGGAGCACAGUCACAGUAACGCUGUGCAGCUCAGACACAACCCCUGGAGCCUCAAGUGUCAACAGCAUCACCUGCAGAAGAUGAAGGAGAACGCUAAGCAUCACAACCAGUACAAAUUCAUUUUGCUGGAGAACCUAACGUGGCAGCACACAAUGCCAUGUGUGUUGGACCUGAAGAUGGGCACACAGCAGCAUGGAGACGAUGCCACAGAGGAAAAAAAGGCAGUGAAGAUCCGAAAGUGUCAGAGCAGCACGGCGUCCUCGUUAGGAGUCUGCCUUGCUGGCAUGCAGGUAUACCAGUCUGACACGGGCCAGGUGAUGUUUAUGAGCAAGUUCCAUGGCCGCAGGCUGACACUAGCGGACUUUAAGGAGGCUUUGUUCCAGUUCUUCCACAGUGGACGCCGUCUACGACGUGAACUUCUCUCCCCGGUGCUGCAAAGGCUCAGAGACAUGCAAGCUGCCCUGGAAGGCUGUGAAUCGUACCGCUUCUACUCCAGCUCCCUGCUCAUCAUCUAUGAUGGAGCAACUCACAGGAAACACACUCGCCAACACACUGAGGACAGUCACUCUGAAGAAGAUGAAGAGGAGGAGGAAGAGUAUGAGGAUGAUGAGCCGGAGGCUGAACCAGAAAUGGAAGAGGAAGAGGAGGAGGAGGUGGGUGAAGUAGCAGGUGCACUUGGUUUUCCUCACAGCCCUUCCAUGUCUAGCGAGGGCAGCAGCAGCAGUGGUGGGAGCCCGGGUGUCGGCCAGGCUCGCUUGUCGCACUCAGAGCCCCGCGGCCCCGUGGUGGACGUGAGGAUGAUAGAUUUUGCCCACACCACCUGCAGACAUUUCCAAGGAGACACUGUGGUGUACGAGGGCCUGGACAGUGGCUACCUCUUUGGUCUCCAGAACCUGAUCACUAUUAUCUCUGAACUGGAGAACCACAGCACAGACUGAAAACCUUUGGAAGAGAAGAGCAGGACUGGACUACAGAAGGGGAGAGAUAUUUUUCCUCUCCUCUUCAAAAUUUUAUCUUGUUGUAGCUGGUCUUUCAUUGGACCCAUCCCUGUUUCUGCCAUUGGUGCUUCUUGAUGUUCCUGUCGCGUGUUGCCGUCUUCGGAAUAUGAAACAGAUCUUCAUGUAACAUAGAAGAGCCAUUCGUGUGACUGAUGCAGUGAUUUACCCAUUGCCAUCGUUCUCUUUAACCCAGUUAGGACAAAAAGGGUAGGCAGCAAAUAAAAGCAGUCUGAAGCCUUGAGACAGUAGAAAUGUUUUCCUUGUGUCCGAUUCCAAAGAAAGUAUCAGCAUUUUGCACACACAAACAUGCACUGAAACACAUUCUGUUGAGCGUGUGUUGACACUGAGACAGGGCUACUUAAGGGAGUAGGAGUAGGAGUCACAUGUGUCUGAGGACAGAGUCGAUGGGAGGAGAGGUAGUGAGCUCACACCCUCCGUUCUUUUCUUCUGCCUGUUCAUUCUGCCAUCAUUCUCUCCUUGUUUAUCUUCACUCAAAGAGACUAUAUUCAUAAGGCUAUCAGAAACAGAUGAUGUAGAGCUAUUUCUUUAUUUGACAUGUUUCAUAAAAUAAACUAAAAGUUCAAAAACGAA